Molecule: messenger RNA, 1854 nt
Organism: Spodoptera exigua (beet armyworm)
Lineage: Eukaryota; Metazoa; Arthropoda; Insecta; Lepidoptera; Noctuidae
Source: the annotation of a GenBank genome assembly
AUGGCAAAGCAGGACGAUGGCCUCUUUCUCCUGGAGGUACUUAUCGAUAAGAUAGUAUUUGUCAAGAGCCCUUGCUUCUCUGACAAGGACUUCAGAACCUGUGUGACUAUAGAAACUCCAUCAGUCCAACCGCUAGAAAUAUGUGACGAUGAUCCUGGAGCAUGUGUAGCCAAAAGUGGAGGGCCUUUUGUGAAAACUUUUAACAGCGGCAAAUCAUGUCUGUUUUCACUCCAAGAAGCAGACAUUACCAAAGCAAUGAGUAGCUUUCCUAUAAAAGUAUCAGUAUUCAAAUCACUUCCAUGCGGUUGUCUUCCUACGAAAAUCAUAAUGGGAGAAGCUACAAUAGAUAUGACAAAGGAAUUUGUACAGUCCCGUAAAACGUUUUUAGAAGAUCCCACGAAUGUGAGCUAUCAAGCUUUGAAAGACUCAUUUCGUAUCGUCGGUCCAGACGGAACCGAGACCGGUGAAGUAGUCAUGUUUUUACGCAUCUCCUGUUUUGGAAAGCUAAUUAUUACACGAUUCCAAGGUACAAGUGCGCCCCCUAAGUUAGGAGGCAGUCGUGGCCCUUCUAUUGUUGACAGAUCAUGCAAUCCAAAGAGAGAAUUCCAAACGUCUCAAGAUCCUUGCGUUUGUGGUGCGGCACAAGCAGCUGCAAGCAGUAGAGCACAGAGCUCGGUACCCUGUACCGCUCCAUGCAGGACACCUGGUGGAAGUGGUCGCGGGGUUUGUCCAAUAGAACCAGACCAGAGCGUACGGCGCGUAGCGUUCCCCGCGCGCCUCAAAGAGCCAAUAGACUAUUACAGACGGAGGGCUGACGUUCAGCCGGAGUUGCGGGGUAAGCGCAAUCGCCUCGGCGACCUCGGCCCAGAGCCUGAAAAGGAACGGGGGGAGGGUGGGGGGGCUCAAGAUCCAUAUAGUACUAUGCCAUGUGAAGAUCCAGACGACCCUUGCUUCUGUUCAGGUUCUAAGCCUCCUCCAAAACCACCAAUGAUGUGCAGAAAUACUGAACAGUACUGUUUGCAUAUACCCAAAGGUCCCAGUAAACAAUUUGAAGAGAUAGGCUCCAAUUUGGGUGGCAACGAACUAAAGAUUAAAGUACCUGUCAGCGCGUCUGUCAUCAAGAAGAUCAGUCAAACUCACUGUUCAAUGCAAUGUCCGUACGACAAAAAGUCAUCAGAUCAGGGCCCUUGUGUUCCACCAUGUGGGAAAAAUAACAUCAGUUUAGCGCUGCCGGCCGAGCCUAUAUGUUGCCUCGGCAUGCGGCCGCAAGAAACACAAUUCAGUUGUACCACAGAAGGAUGUAUCCAGACAACAAAGCAUGGCCAACAGGCUUUGUACGGUCGAGGCGACACGAAGAAUGAAUAUCCCAACAAAGAUGUGUUUGUAUUAAAAGUGGCAAAAACAGCUAUGCAGGGUGAUAAAAAAUGUAAACUAGAACUGGAACUUGUUGCACCUAAGGGUCCAGAUAAAAAGCUACCAGUCGAUUGCUGCCCGCCGGGGAACAAGGUCAUAUUCCAAAUGCCUUCGGACAGCUGCGGUAUGAACCACAAGCAACGAGCUCACUAUACCUACACAUCUGAAGGAGUGGGAGAUGUAUCCCGGGACGAUCCACAACAACUUGUGCCAACUACGGCUGAGGAUUACCCCGGGGUCGUAUAUGACUUUCCAACACAAGUGAUUAAGCUUCGCAUUGGAAAGAUUAUAGAAAUGCCAGGUCGAAAAUCUAAAUUGGAAUACCAAUUCAUUACACCUGCUGUUAACAAUGAAAAAGUCAUACCCACCAUAGACACUCGCACUGCGCAAUGUGUACCCCCCUCUCCUGAGGGUUGUCCUAAACAGAAACGUCAACUGUAA